AGGCCUAUAUUCUGGAAAUAACCAACAAUGGUCCCAUCACAACAGGAGCUCAAGCUACUCUCCAGGCCAGUCUCAGUACAGAGGAUGUCAAUGUCACAUCAGACUGGUAUCACUUCAACUGGAUAUAUGCUCCUCUGAUUCUGAUAGAGAAAUCUGAGCAGCAGUUUAACUCUGUAAUUAAUGUGACCGGUGAAUUUCCUGGGACUUUUCCUGUGUCUGUCUGGGUGACUCACAGAAACUGCUGGUUAUGUCGGCCAGUUGCUAGAAACAUCACUGUGCUUCAGAUUACAGAAUUUAUCACAGGGAAUCUCACCAUUGCCCAGAUAGAAGACAGCAGAGGUAUCACACGUGGUUCUAGUUCCUCCACGGGCACAGCGACACGGAUUUCUUUCUCUCUUCAUGACCCCAGUCAUUACUUCAAGACAGCAUCAUUUGUCUACAACUGGGAUUUUGGGGAUGGACUUUACCAGAUUACCAAGGAACCCUUUGUCUACUAUAACUGCUCUUCCAUGGGGAACCGCACGGUGCACCUGAAAGUUGUAGCUGAAUGGGAGCAAAUGGGAAGCAUCAUACAUGAGAGAGAAAUGGUGCAGAAAACUGGUGAUUUUAGCACUUCUCUGGAGCUCUUAGAUGCUGUUAAAAGUGUGAAUGUAGUGGGCUCCAGAGAGACUCACGUCAUGGAAAACUUGAAUUUAUCUCUUCACAUCAAUGGCACCCCCCCCCUGGCCUUGUGCUGGCUUAUAAAAUCUGAGUGCAUCCCACUUGAAGGUGACAAAUGCCAUCUGGUGGAGAUCAGUGGCUCCUGCUACAAUCUCAGCCAUACCUUCAGGGAUGCAGGGCAGUAUUGCCUCAGCGUCAGAGUGGAGAACGGGGUGACGAUGCUGCAGACGUACCACGGGAUAAAAGUGUGGCCAACAGGGAUCCAACCAGCUUUCUUUGUCCUGCUCUGCAUCGCUCUGGUUUCAGCGAUGGUAGGACUGGUGCUGUACACGACCUUUCGAAGCAACACACAACAAAAAGAUCUCGUGGAGGUAGCUGACUUUGACUUUUCUCCACUGUCUGAUGAACACCUGCCUAAUCACUCAGAGUCAGGUUGUGGCCGAGUAUGUUGCAGAUCAUGUUUUCUUCAGUCAUCAAAAGAAGGUGCCAGGGAGGAUCACGAACUCCUACAUUCUUUUUACAAGCCAGUCAAGACGUACACGCUGUGAAGAACACAACUGCACUUUGGCUGCACUGACUGCCUAACUUUCUCACUGAGGAUGAGUUAAAAGCCCAGUGCUGCACAAAUGGUUUGGGUUUGCCAAUGCAAUAAGGUUCACCACUUUAAGUCCAGCACUUGAGCAUUUCAUUCUCUGAACUAAGAAAGAACAAGCCCUGAAACACAGUGAAAGUAGCUUUGUAUUUUUAACUUAUACGGGUGUGUACAUUUACAGCUGUAAAUGCAGCGUUUUAUUCUUAUGAAAGAUUGUUUUAUGUGCAGGUUUGCUAAACUCACUACCUCUUGUAAUUUCUCUGUUCCUUCUGCUGUCUGUUUCAAAGAAGAAGAUGCUUAAGACAAACAUACCUCUCCUGUGUUGCAACAAUAUUACUGGAAAUGGAAGUCACCCAAAA
This is a messenger RNA of Acanthisitta chloris (rifleman), 1611 nucleotides long. It is a transcript of the gene TMEM130, whose product is annotated as transmembrane protein 130. The transcript has 7 exons. The record is from RefSeq and is a predicted model, not a curated record. Lineage: Eukaryota; Metazoa; Chordata; Aves; Passeriformes; Acanthisittidae. The annotation marks the transcript as partial.